Molecule: messenger RNA, 756 nt
Organism: Cynocephalus volans (Philippine flying lemur)
Lineage: Eukaryota; Metazoa; Chordata; Mammalia; Dermoptera; Cynocephalidae
Gene: FGF23
Product: fibroblast growth factor 23
Exons: 3
Coding region: 1-756 (251 amino acids)
Biological process (GO): positive regulation of cell population proliferation; positive regulation of protein phosphorylation; cell differentiation
Cellular component (GO): cytoplasm
Molecular function (GO): type 1 fibroblast growth factor receptor binding; growth factor activity
Source: RefSeq, a predicted model, not a curated record
AUGUCGGGGGCCCACCUCAGGCUCUUGGUCUGUGCCCUGGGCAGCGUGUGCAGCGUGUGCAUCGUCAGAGCUUAUCCCAACACCUCCCCGCUGCUCAGCUCCAGCUGGGGUGGCCUGACCCACCUGUACACGGCCACAGCCAGGAACAGCUACCACCUGCAGAUCCACAAGGAUGGCCACGUGGAUGGCACACCCCAUCAGACCAUCUACAGUGCCCUGAUGAUCAGAUCAGAGGAUGCUGGCUUCGUGGUGAUAACAGGUGUGAUGAGCAGGAGAUACCUCUGUAUGGAUUUCAGAGGCAACAUUUUUGGAUCGCUCUCCUUCAGCCCCGACGGCUGCCGCUUCCGACAGCGCACGCUGGAAAACGGCUUCGACGUGUACCAGUCGCCGCAGCACCUCUUCCUGGUCAGCCUGGGCCGCGCCAAGAGGGCCUUCGUGCCCGGCGUGAACCCGCCGCCCUACUCCCAGUUCCUGUCGCGGAGGAACGAGGUCCCGCUGCUGCGCUUCCACACGCCCGCGCCGCGGCGCCACACCCGCAGCGCCGACGACGAGCUGCAGCGCGACCCGCUGAGCGUGCUGAAGCCCCGGCCGCGCAUGACCCCGGCCCCCGCGUCCUGCUCGCAGGAGCUCCCGAGCGCCGAGGACGACGGCCUGGCGGCCAGCGACCCUCUGGGAGUGGUCAGGGGCCACCGGGUGAACACGCACGCGGGGCGCACGGGCGCCGAGAGGUGCCGCCCCUUCCCCAGGUUUAUCUAG